AGUGCUGCAUUCCUGCUCACAUUCAGCAGAGUAGAAUAGGUGGGAAGCGAGCCGCCGUUUGGGGGCCGCAACUCGCUCUACUCACUCCCAUCAAUCUACCACUCUGUGUUUCACGAGUUUCUUACCCUGGAAAUAAAUAGAUUCACGCAGUUCAGAUUCUACUACCAUGGCGGAUACAAUUUCGACCCCCGGCCCUGAUGCGUUUGAGGAGAGUUUGGGCCGCCUCUCCAAGAAGGCAGGUGUCAGGGCUACGAUUGUCCUAGACCGAGCCUCGGGUGCAAUUCUGAAGACCAGCGGUCAGGUUUCUUCAAUUCGUAGCUCGAAGACACCAGGAUUGUCCAUGUCGGCGGCUGUUGGGUCUUUUUCAAGUGAAGCGAGCGGCAACAGCGCCAACGAAGACCAGGGCGCUGAGGAACUGGCAUCGAUGGUGUGGAGGUUCGUUGGCACUGCGGGCAGCCUCGUGCAGGAGCUUGACACUGAGGACGAAGUGAAAUUGCUGCGUUUACGGACGAAGAAGCAGGAGUUUGUCAUCGUCCCCGACACCAAAUAUUUGUUGGUAGUGGUCCACGACACCUCUUCCGCAUGAACAAGUGAGGCACCAAGGUUCAUGGAACAGCAGCGGAUGUGGGCUGAAGAGUCUGCCAUAUGUUGGGCAUGGCUUUCUCCCGGCAGUGCUGCUCUGCAGGGCUACUAACUUCUCCUGGGGCCGGCAGCCCAGA
This is a messenger RNA of Chaetomium strumarium, 719 nucleotides long. RefSeq lists its product as uncharacterized. The record is from RefSeq and is a predicted model, not a curated record. Gene Ontology annotation, biological process: microtubule-based movement. Lineage: Eukaryota; Fungi; Ascomycota; Sordariomycetes; Sordariales; Chaetomiaceae. The coding region runs from base 167 to 586 and encodes 139 amino acids. Gene Ontology annotation, cellular component: cytoplasmic dynein complex; cytoplasm. The transcript has 3 exons. Gene Ontology annotation, molecular function: dynein intermediate chain binding.